Molecule: messenger RNA, 2440 nt
Organism: Cucurbitaria berberidis CBS 394.84
Lineage: Eukaryota; Fungi; Ascomycota; Dothideomycetes; Pleosporales; Cucurbitariaceae
Product: ser/Thr protein phosphatase-like protein family
Exons: 2
Coding region: 223-2112 (629 amino acids)
Biological process (GO): nucleotide catabolic process
Cellular component (GO): cytosol
Molecular function (GO): hydrolase activity
Source: RefSeq, a predicted model, not a curated record
GCAGUCAUUCAUCGCAAGUACCAUACUGCUUGAUUGGCUGUUUACCACCUAUCAACCAUUGUCCUUUCAUCGCUGUCAAGUCUCGAUUUUGCAUCGCCUUUUGCUCCUUUCAUACCGCCCACCGGCUCACAUUAGUCAUAUUUGAGGCAGCUUCCAGGCACUGUUUAGGCACCUAGAUGGUCGCAUAAACAACAUCAAGAGCCUGGAGCAGGGGAAUCGAUUAUGGUGAACAUGGCUUUCCACACGUUGGAGACAUCCGUCAUUCUCUUUGCGUUUACCCUUCUUCGAGGGGCGUCCUGCAUCCAGCCGGAGGCGCCUUCUCCCAUAGCUGCACCCUUGCGUGAGCUACCCUGGGCCCAACUGAACUUUCUGCACACAACCGAUAUCCAUGGCUGGUGGGGGGGACACCUUCAGGAAGCCUCUUUCUCGGCCGACUGGGGAGACUACGUCUCCUUCGCCAAACAUCUCCGCGAUAAAGCAGAUGCAGAUGGCUCUGACCUCCUUCUCAUUGACACAGGAGACCGCGUAGAAGGAAACGCAAUCUACGACUCGUCAAAGCCCCGAGGGAAGUUCACUUAUGAGAUCGCUAAGGAACAGUCAAUCGAUCUGAUUAGUUCUGGCAACCACGAGCUCUACAAAGCAAACACUGCUGAAGGCGAAUUCUUCCACACGGUUCCUGACUUUAAAGGAAAUUAUCUAGCCUCCAACUUGGACAUCUACAAUCCAGUGAGCGGGAAGCUGGAGCCACUAGCACCGCGUUUCAAGAAGUUCACCACGAAGAAUCAAGGUAUUCGAAUCUUGGCUUUUGGCUUUAUCUUCGAUUUCACAGGUAAUGCAAACAACACCGUUGUGCAAAGAGUUGAAGAUACGGUUAAAGAGGAAUGGUUCAAGGAAUCUCUUAAAGACAAGGAUCUCGACCUGAUCAUCGUGUUCGGCCACGUUGAUAUCCGCUCUAACGAAUAUAAACUACUGUUCUCCAAUAUUCGGUCCUCGCAACGGGAUACGCCAAUACAAUUCUUCGGUGGACACUCGCAUAUUAGGGACUACAAGAUCUUCGACAGCAAGUCCGUGGCGCUAGAAAGUGGUCGGUAUAUGGAAACGCUAGGUUUCAUGUCGAUUGAUGGACUGAGUACUGGUGGUACGAAAAAGCACGCACCCGUGUCCCAAAAGUCGAAGAUUGCCUUCUCUCGUCGGUAUAUUGAUAAUAACUUGUACUCUCUGCGCCAUCACAGCAAUAAAGAUGAAAAGACCUUCCCGACUGACCAUGGAGAGAAUGUCUCCAAAGCAAUCGGCGAUGCUAGGAAGUCGCUCGGCCUUGGUGAGCGAUAUGGUUGCGCGCCACAGGAUUACUGGGUCAGUCGCCGACCGUAUCCACACAGGGAGAGCAUAUUCACCUGGAUCGAGAAUCAACUCCUCCCGCAGUCCAUCGGAAAGUCUAAGAGGAUCAAGAAUGGAGGUAAAGCGCUGGUCAUCACCAAUACAGGCGCUAUUCGUUUUGAUAUCUUCAAAGGCGCAUUCACCAAGGAUACAAAGUUUCUUAUCUCGCCGUUUACUAGCGGGAUCCGUUAUGUCAAGGAUGUGCCGUACAAAGCAGCUAGCCAGGUCCUGAAGCUGCUCAAUAAUGAGGGGCCAAUCAUGCUCGAACUGAUGGAAAAUAACGCGUUUUUGCAGCCCCCAGAGGUCUUCGCGGCACGAUACCGUCCUCAUAUAUUCUCCUCUCCAGAUCGUAUAUACUCCACGCCCUUUGAAAAGCAUGCACAAGCUCCCAUGGCCGCCGACGAAGAGCCUAAACCAUUCCCCGGUUAUACAACACAAGAUGACGCUGGCGAAGACGGAGAUGAUACAGUGCACGAGCGGAUCGAGUUCUACAAUGUGCCGAACUGUAUCCAGUCGACAGUAGGCUUUCAGCAAAACGAUUUCUAUGAGCCUGACACUGUUGACUUGAUGUACAACGAGUUCAUCCAGCAGUGGAUAUUGCUUGCGUUGGAAUAUGUAGGACAUAACUACACUUCAGAUGACACGGAGUCGUUCGCACAUGGGAAGAGUUUUACUGAUAUCAUGACGGACUGGGUUGAAGAACACUGGAGCACGAAGGAGGAGACAUGUCUUUAGUGAUGUGGCGUCGUAUAACUCUAGAUCGAUCGUUGCACCUUCGUAAAUAUGUGCUUUACCCUUGUGUAUUAGCGUUAAGGUUCCUCAUUCACGGCAAAAUCUGACAAGUUGAACGGUUCAAAGGAUCUCAUUUCUCUCUAAUCUCAAAGGGACAUGACAAUGAGGGCUUUCCAUUCCAUUCAUAGUCCGGUAGACAACUGGAAACCGCACCGAAAAUGUCCGAACCAUGACGCCGCGCAAAUGCCCUAAAAACUCCGUUGUCGCCCUCCAUAUCCAUCAUUGUCCCCUUCAUCCUAUCAUGCCUUACUAGCCAAGCUACCGGCCCCCU